Messenger RNA from Ailuropoda melanoleuca (giant panda), 511 nucleotides. RefSeq names its product non-POU domain-containing octamer-binding protein-like. The transcript has a single exon. NCBI's taxonomy places the organism in Eukaryota, Metazoa, Chordata, Mammalia, Carnivora, Ursidae. The record is from RefSeq and is a predicted model, not a curated record. The annotation marks the transcript as partial.
CCUGUGACUGUGGAGCCCAUGGACCAGUUAGAUGAUGAAGAGGGACUUCCAGAGAAGCUGGUUAUAAAAAACCAGCAAUUUCACAAGGAACGAGAGCAGCCACCCAGAUUUGCACAGCCUGGCUCCUUUGAGUAUGAAUAUGCCAUGCGCUGGAAGGCACUCAUUGAGAUGGAGAAGCAGCAGCAGGACCAAGUGGACCGCAACAUCAAGGAGGCUCGUGAGAAGCUGGAGAUGGAGAUGGAAGCUGCACGCCAUGAGCACCAGGUCAUGCUAAUGAGACAGGAUUUGAUGAGGCGCCAAGAAGAACUUCGGAGGAUGGAAGAGCUGCACAACCAAGAGGUGCAAAAACGAAAGCAACUGGAGCUCAGGCAGGAGGAAGAGCGCAGGCGCCGUGAAGAAGAGAUGCGGCGGCAGCAAGAAGAAAUGAUGCGGCGACAGCAGGAAGGAUUCAAGGGAACCUUCCCUGAUGCGAGAGAGCAGGAGAUUCGGAUGGGUCAGAUGGCUAUGGGAG